ACUUACUAGACUCGAGAACGGAUGAAUUACGUCUACAAAAGUAACGUUGUCUCUCACUUAUUUUCCUCGGUUUUGCAGUCUAUGGUUCGUUUUGAAAUUCUUAAAACCCCCAGACGGAUAGAUAAUGCCUCAAAGAACUUGUAAACGUGAAAAACUAGUUUCUUCAUCAAGGUGAACCAAGAACAAAUUAGAACCAAAUUUGUGGUCGUUUUGUACACAACGUUUACACCUUGGACGUCAGUCGUAAUGAAAUGAAGACAACGUCCAACCUGGGCUAAUGCAUGUCGAUGGUUGUCUUUCGAUGAAUAAGUUCAGCUUAGUUAAAAAGUCGUUCCCUCACUGUUAGAGCGGAGAGAGAAAAUCAUGAAGAGGACUUAUUUUUAUCAGCUAAGUGGUCAGCAGCACCGGGGGGGUGCCACUGGAGCGGUGGGCUUUGAUGGGCGUAGCAGUCAAGACAGACAGAUUGAAGAGCAGCAACAACUCGUACAGAAACAGAUGGCACCGUCCAUGACAAAAGCUCCUCCAACCCAGCCACACCAGAAGCUCAAUAUCAUAAGCAGCAAGCAGGCCGAGGCCCUCCGCAGUGGAGACGACUGGGGGAACUCAGGAUGCCCCAACCCCAUCAUUGCAAAGAGUGCUCCCAAGAAGGUUGAGCCUGAGCUGAUCGAACAGUUUAUGAUGGGUGAAAAGAACCCUGUGAUGGCGCUGAACGAGUUUUGCCAGAAACAGCGGCUGACGGUCAAGUUCCAGGAGGACACAGCCACCAGUUGUGGGACUAUGUUCAAUCCCAAGUUUGCUUCCGUUGCUGUAGUGGACGGCGUUCGCCAUAAACAGGGAGUUGGAAGGACCAAAAAAGAGGCCAAGACAGAGGCAGCCAGGAUCGCAUUGUCAACACUGUUGGGCCUGACCCCGGAGGAUGUACAGGAACCAGAGAUGGGCACGGCCGUCUACGAUAACUUCGGACGGAAAGUGGUUCUCUUAGAAGACAAGCCCUCGAGUCAGAGCAUGGCCCCACACCCUGACACGGAGAAGGGUUACAGCCGUGGCAGUCAUUACCAGGCCAAUUUCAAUGCUGCCCCAACCGUCACGUCCGAGGAUGCCUGGGAUGUGCCCCAGCCGGGCAACUAUGCCCAGUACCAGGUCAAGAAGAUGGCACAGCAGGCCAAGGGGAAUGCUCAAGGUGAGAAAAAGAAACAGCAAAUGGCUCAACAGACAGCACAGCAAGGGCCCGGGCUCAGCUUUGGCAGAGGGGUCUUGAAUCCUUCCAUCAUUAACAGCUGCUUCCCAGAUCAAGCUGCAGGCUACCAGCUGCGGACAGCCGGUGUCCCGCGCACCCAUCAGCAGUCGUCUGGGAGUUCAGCAGGGCAUCCGCAGGUGCCAGCCGGUACCCGUGGCCCAACCGAGCAGACACAAGCUCAUUUGCAAACAAGGAGACCGGCUGCAACUGCCCCUGCUUGGCAGAAUUGGCAGGCAAACACCACUUCAACUUCUGAACCCGGCUUUGCUGCAUCUGGCGGCAUUGGCCAACAGCAGCAGUUUGACUCUCAGACAUCAUCAGGGGAUGAUCCAUUCCCAAGACUAUCCAGUGCCAACAGGUCCUCAGCAAAGCCAAGCCAGAGCAAGACCUCAAUCCCUAAAGUAGUGAGCCAGUUCAAGCCGUUUCUCACUGAAUCCAUCUACGACCCACAUGCCGAAUUGAGCGCCAACCCCUUCCCCCAGUAUGGAGUCCGCCAGACACAGCCUGCUGUGAAAGUUCUUGGCAAGCCACAAUCAAACAUCUCUCCAACAGCCUCUGUACCACCAUCAUCAACUUCAUCAGGGGUCUACCACUCUAUGAGUAAACCACCCGUCUUCCACCCGUCGCCAGGUUCCUAUGCCACAUACCAGCCUCCACCCCAGCCUCCCAAAGCUGAGAUCCCACCCCAUCCCCAGGCCCCUUCCCCAGCCCAUCAGUCCCUCCCCGGGCCUGCCGACUCUUCUGCAGGUGUAACCGGCGUUCUGACUGUGGCUGACCUGAUUGCUAAGACGGCGAAGAGCCUUCCUCGCAUAGGGUCGCCCUUCCCAGGAUGCAACAAGAUGGAGGCUCGCAAGAGCUUGGCUGCCAUACUGUUGCAAAAAAGCCCUGAGGCAAGGCAUGAAAUCAUCAGUCUAGGCACAGGCACCGGUGCAAUCACAGGGCGCAAUGUCACGACUGAUGGGCGGUCAAUUCUUGACCUGAACGGCCUGACCAUUGCUCGGCGGGGUUUUCAAAGAUAUCUCUAUCGAGAGCUUAAGAACUUCUUUGAAGGGAGUCGACUGGCCAGUGUGUUCACCACUCAGCAAGGCAGCCCUCGUUUACUGCUGAAGGAAGGCGUUACUUUCCACCUCUACCUUAACUCCGCACCGUGCGGCGACGGAGCACGAUUCGUCCGGGAUUGUCCCCCAGUGAUCACCGAGAAUGACCUGUACCUCAUGCAGUGCGGCUCACAUUACCCAACACAGCAGCCCGACACAGCCCAGGGCAAACUCACUGCUGUCGGUCAAGAUGGUGUGCCAGUCGCAGUGGAGCAGUUGGAGUUGGUUGAAUCCAUGGAUGCAUUGAAGAAAAAGAACCCGUUCUGUGUGAUGUCGACCAGCGAUAAGCUCCUACUGUGGAACGUUCUUGGCCUACAAGGGGCACUUCUCAGCCAGUUCAUGGAGCCAGUCUAUUUGGAGACAAUCACGUUAGGGAGCAAUUACGAUCACGGUCACCUCGCGCGAGCCGUGUGCUGCCGGGUGGACGAUGACUUGACGGAAUUGCUACCCAUCGGCUACAGCGUCCACCAUCCCUUGAUCGGCCGCGUCUCCAAAACACCGCAGAUUGAGGACGACGUGAAACUGGGAACGAGCCUGAAUUGGUCGUUUGCUGACAGCCUGUACGAAGUGGCUGACAUCACUCGGGGAAAAUGCACAGAGAGCUCCCCAUUUAAGAGUGGGGCAUCAGGGGCCAGUCGAUUAUGCAAAGCAGCCUUCUUCAGCAGGUUCAAAAACGCAUGCGGCAUGGCGCAGCGCUAUGACUUACAGCAAGGGGCCAACUAUCAGGAGGCCAAGGCGAUGAGUAAAGACUACCAGCAGGCCAAGAAAACCCUGAUACAGCACCUGAAACUCAAAGGCUAUGGCUCAUGGCUUCACCUCCCAGCUGACAUUGGCAAAUUCUCCAAGUGAAAGGCUCAUUACUGACUGCAACCUCCAUCCCAUGCUGAACUAUUUUCUUAACCUUUAAUAUAUCUUGCGUUUUUAUAUGGAAAGACAGUAUUCUUAUAAGCCGAUGCCAAAAUGAUAACAAACAGCCAAGUUAUUUUUGGUUUUUAAAGUAGUUGUGAUCCGAGUCAAAUAUGCACGAGAUAGACAUAGAUGUGAUUAUUGAGUGAACUUACAGGCGAAAAAGUUUUUGGCAUGGCAACAAGUGUUGCUAUUUCGAACAACAGUUACCCAUGGAUGUGCAGCUAUAAUAAUAAUAAUGACGAUUUAUAGAGCACACAGAUCCACCAAGGUGCUCAGGGCGCUAGUUCAAAGAAAAUAAUUAAAUGCCUCAUUGAAGAGAUGAGUCUUCAGAUCCUUCUGAAACUGCAGGAGAGAGGGGGAAGAUCGUAACCAUGCCGGCAAAUUCUUCCAAAGACGAGGUGCAGCACAUGAAAAAAAGCGACCCCCCCAUGAAUGAAAUGAUCUAUCACAAGCUGAAUUCAGUCAUCUGGGUACGUUCAUCAUUUGCACGAGGUUGAAGUCAUACCAAGGGACAAUCUCAUGUCGGCAUGUGUCCACCCAGUAAGGCUCACUUCAAAGAAAUUGGACAAGAAAAUCUGAAAUUUGAUGCAGCAAUAUGGGUGAUUCACAAUAGUGCGCCACCAAGAGUUUGCAACACG
Messenger RNA from Acanthaster planci (crown-of-thorns starfish), 3881 nucleotides. RefSeq lists its product as uncharacterized. Gene Ontology annotation, cellular component: nucleolus; cytoplasm. The record is from RefSeq and is a predicted model, not a curated record. NCBI's taxonomy places the organism in Eukaryota, Metazoa, Echinodermata, Asteroidea, Valvatida, Acanthasteridae. Gene Ontology annotation, molecular function: double-stranded RNA binding; adenosine deaminase activity; double-stranded RNA adenosine deaminase activity. Gene Ontology annotation, biological process: adenosine to inosine editing; RNA processing.